Trametes versicolor FP-101664 SS1 is the source of this 582-nucleotide messenger RNA. RefSeq lists its product as uncharacterized. The record is from RefSeq and is a predicted model, not a curated record. Bases 1 to 582 code for a protein of 193 amino acids. NCBI's taxonomy places the organism in Eukaryota, Fungi, Basidiomycota, Agaricomycetes, Polyporales, Polyporaceae. The transcript is spliced from 2 exons.
AUGCAACAACCCACGACCACUAACUACACCGCAAGCUCGACCGCCUUCGCGAUGCCCGAGAUGGACGACAGUAGCUCCCCUUGGAUGGCCCAACCUACACAAGUGAUUGAUCCAUUGGCGUUUAAUGGCGCGUCGAUGGAUUUUCACACCCUCGACGCCGAUCUAUACGGCAACAAGUCCGCUGGGUUUGCCCAGAACUUCACCGAGGCCGCCGCAGUUCUCCGUGCAACCCCACUCUACCCUCGAUGUGUGCACUGCAUGCAGUGCUUCGAUCCGGCGGCCAACGGGCCUUUUGCGUGCGCCGUCCCGCAUUCCGCCCCAAUCCACACCCUUAUAGCCGGGGAUAAGGCUCUAUACCCAGCAAUAUACCUGCCCUGCUGCGACAAGGGCAGGCUAAACAUGCCCGGGCUGCAUCCCCCGCUGAAUCCAGUAUGUCGCCUCGACUACCACAGGCCUAUCAUACCGCUGCCGUUUGGCGGCCAAAUCCAUCCCCCGCAAGCGGGCUGGACGCCCCCAAGCCCUGCCGCUGCCAACUCUCCCGCGUUGAAUGGCCCUGGACUUGUCGUCGGGUGGCAGGCCUAG